This is a messenger RNA of Eurytemora carolleeae, 2793 nucleotides long. It is a transcript of the gene dlg1, whose product is annotated as disks large 1 tumor suppressor protein. Gene Ontology annotation, cellular component: neuromuscular junction; neuron projection; postsynaptic density membrane. The record is from RefSeq and is a predicted model, not a curated record. Lineage: Eukaryota; Metazoa; Arthropoda; Copepoda; Calanoida; Temoridae. Gene Ontology annotation, biological process: chemical synaptic transmission. The transcript has 6 exons. The coding region runs from base 14 to 2527 and encodes 837 amino acids. Gene Ontology annotation, molecular function: kinase binding.
UCUAUUAAAUAUAAUGCCUGUGACGAAGGCAGAGGCCCACAGGGCCUUGGAACUGCUGGAGGAUUAUUACACCAGGUUGUCUGAGGAAGAUGAAAAGCAGCUGAGAGCAGCGAUAGAACGAGUUAUUCGAAUAUUUAAAUCAAGAUUAUUUCAGUCUUUGCUGGAUAUCCAAGAAUUCUACGAACUAACCCUCAUGGAUGAAUCAAAGUCGAUCAAUACAAAAACUUCUGAAGCUUUGCAAAUGGCGUCACGGUGGGAGGUGGCUGGGCCCCCCGGUCAAUCUAAAGGUCUUGAACUGGGUCAGGACAUCUCUCUUCCAGAUCAACAACGCGACGAAAUGCUGCGUCAAUUGGCUCAUAUUGCAAACGAAGCAGUUCCUGCGUCACGGAGUUUAUCAAGACGUGAACCUGUUCUUGCGCCGCUACCUGUAUCCGCCCCCGUUCCUGUUCCUCCCCCUGCCAGUGUUCCAAGAUCAGUAUCUGCUGCUGGGAUAGAAAACUGGGAGUACGACGAUAUAAGUUUGGAACGUGGUGGGGCCGGGCUUGGAUUUUCCAUCGCCGGUGGAACCGAUAACCCUCAUGUUCCGAACGACAAUUCUAUAUUCAUAACUAAAAUUAUUGAUGGGGGUGCUGCAGCUCACGACGGCCGCCUCAGAGUCAACGAUAUCAUUACCCAUGUCAACGGCGUGUGCGUCAUCGAGGUUCCCCAUACAGCGGCGGUUGACGCCCUAAAAAGGGCAGGAAACAGUGUUCACCUAACCGUGAAAAGAAAAAGGCAGACCAACGGGACCAGUGGGGAUUUUAUAAAUGUAGAACUUAUGAAAGGUUCCAAAGGACUGGGAUUCACCAUUGCGGGAGGAAUUAACAAUCAGCAUAUUCCCGGGGACAACGGCAUUUAUGUGACCAAGGUUAUGGAGGGUGGGGCAGCAUUUAACGACGGACGGAUUGCUGUUGGAGACCGGCUGGUUGCUGUGAAGAACCUGCCGACCGGAGACUUUUACCUGGAGGACUGUUCUCAUGAGGAGGCAGUGAAGGCCCUGAAGGCAAGUAAGGAGAAAGUGUACUUAGUCAUCAGCAAGGUAGACAACCACUACCCCUUCGAGGUGUCCCCAAGCCCAACCUUUACUCAGAUGGACCCCUACAAACCUCAGUAUAAGGUCCCUAGAUCUGUAUCAGAAGAGGAGCUUAUUCGUGCUCCCCGAACGGUUUCUCUGGUCAAGGGACCGGCGGGUUUAGGGUUUAAUAUCGUCGGUGGGGAGGACGGUGAAGGAAUCUUUAUAUCUUUUAUAUUGGCGGGUGGACCCGCCGAUGUGUCUGGGCAAGUAAAGCGUGGGGAUCAGAUUUGCAGCGUGAACGGUAUUGACCUGAGUAACGCGACCCAUGAGGCGGCAGCACAGGCCCUAAAAGGAGCUGGUAACACUGUACAUAUGAAGUUGCAGUACAAACCUGACGAUUACAACAAGUUUGAGGCAAAGAUUCACAGUCUUAAGAAGCAAAUAAUCAGCGGCAGUAUGCUUAGAAUGUCAGAGAAGAAAUCCUUGUAUGUUAGAUCUCUGUUCGAUUAUGAUCCAACAAAAGACGAAGGAAUACCAAGCCGAGGAUUAGGAUUCAAGUUUGGAGAUAUCCUCCACGUGACUAAUGCUAGCGAUGAAGACUGGUGGCAGGCGCGCCGGGUACUUCCCCAGGGAGACGAGGGAGAGAUGGGACUUGUACCGUCACGGACAAGAUGGGAGAAAAAGAUGAGAUCUAGGCACAGAUCUGUCGGCUGGAGAAGCCAGACGGACGACCGGAAAAAAUACUCUAGUCUCGGACGAAAACUUCCCUUUAUGAAGAGCCGGGACGAAAUGUCGAGCGAGACCGAUGCAACCGGAAAUGACGGGGAGAGCCUGCACAGCAAGGACGAGGAGUUCGUCCCGACCUACGAGAUGGUUCAGCAGGUCCAGAUCGAGUAUACUAGACCCGUUAUCGUCCUCGGACCCUUAAAGGACAGAAUCAACGAUGAUCUGAUCUCCGAGUAUCCGGAGUCAUUCGGAUCCUGUGUUCCUCACACCACACGCCCUAGGCGUGAAUAUGAAGUAGAUUCCAGAGAUUACCACUUCGUUGCCUCCAGAGAGGCUAUGGAGGCCGACAUUCAAAACCACAAAUUUAUCGAGGCCGGACAAUAUAACGACAACCUAUACGGAACGAGUAUCGCGAGUGUGAAAGCAGUCGCGGAGAAGGGGAAGCACUGCAUCCUCGACGUUUCCGGGAAUGCAAUUAAGCGACUGCAGGCUGCGCGGAUAUAUCCCAUCGCGAUUUUUGUAAAACCUCGUGAUGUCAACUUCAUCAUUUCGGUGAACAAGAAGCUUAGCGAGGAGCAAGCGAAGAAAAGUUUCGACCGAGCUUGUCGACUAGAAAACGAAUUUAUUGAAUACUUUACCGCCAUGGUUGAGGGGGAAACCAUUGACGGGAUUUACGAAAAAGUUAAACAAGUUAUUGUCGAGAAUUCAGCCAAAAACAUCUGGGUUCCGUCAAACGAGAAUUUUUAAAAAAAAACUUCUUUUGUUUAGGUGUACAUAUAUUAUAUAUUAGAUGGGAUCAUUCUUUCAAUGUUGUCUUAAACUAAAAUUCUUUCUAUCAAAUAUUCUUUGACGAGUUCAUAGUUGGAUAUAAGCUGCCACAUUAUUUCUUCCAAGUCUUAUUUAUCCUUAAAUCAUGAAUCUAUAGUUUCAGGGAAUAGUUGAAUCUCUUCGAAACCUUUUGUAAAAAUGUUUACAUGUAUUCACAGUUAGAUGCCAAUAUAAAGUAGAAUAUA